GCGCGACGCCUAACAUGAACCUGCCCACCGAUCUAUAGCCCCUUGCCUUAUCGCCCUACGAGUUUGAACAGUCCCCGCUCAAGAUGUCUGCUGCCGAAGCAAUCGAGCAGUCCAACGCGAUGAACGAACCCAUUUCCCCGCGUCAGGACGCGCCGCCCAUCCAGCAGGCGAUCCAGACCCUCGGUGCCCUCAACCCUCUCAACUCUCUCGACAUGCCGGCCGACCCCGAUGCUCAAGCUACCGUAACCGAUUUCCUCGACUUUACCGAAUACCUUCCAGCAGACAUAAUGCGCUCCCUCACCCUCAUCGGCAAGCUCGACGAGACCCACGUCAACGCGUCCACCAAAGUCCACGAACUCGCCACCAAAUGGUCUCAACUACCCAACAUCCCACCCCCCGAGCGGACCAGUGCCGUCAAUGUGCGCGCCGACAUCUCCGAACAGCUUCAGCAAGGCAUGAAUGCCCGUGUCUCCGCCCACGCGGAAGCUGUACGAAUGGAUGGAGAGGUUAAACGACACUACAGUCGCAUCAAAACCAUUCUCGCCAAGCUGGAGACCAUGUUGGAGAACUACCCGCCCCCAGAAGAGAUCAAGAGUCCUGUUGCAACGUUCAAGUCGCCCCAGGCAGCGGCAGGGUCGAAGGCACCCCUGAGACUGGAUGGUCACAAACCUCGACGACAUGCGAUCCCAAGAAUCACAGUCCCUGGAGAAGUUUUGGCGCCAUACGAGCUCAACUAUGAGCCGUUUACCAGCGACAGCGAGAGCAGCUCCGAGGACGAGGAUGUGGCAUCUCUGUCCACCAGCCGUGUGACCCCAGCACCCCAGCCACGUAUCAAGGUUGUGAAGGCUCCUGCCCGUCCCCCUAAAGCUGGAAAGGCACCCAAGCCAAGAACAUCCGUACCUCCGCCGCAUGUUCCGGGGGGCGAGCAGCCGCUAUCUACGAGCGCUGCGCUGGCACAGCUGGGUCCGCCUCCAGUGAACCCUGUCAUCGGCGGCCCGGACGCUCCUUGGGGCCAGCUUACACCAUUCGAACUCGCCAAGCUGAGAAAGAAGAUGAAGAAGAAUGCAGCAUGGACCCCCUCCGUUACCAUGAUCGCUCGAGAACUCCAAGCGUUGGGCCGCGGCUAUGAAGCCUUUAAAGCUGCACAGCAAAAAGCGGAACAAGAGGGAAGGGUCUUUGAAGGAAAGAUGCCUGUCCCGGUCAAGAACCCUACCACUGGAGAGAUGCAGAUGCCCGUGGGCGCGGUCUCGGAAGAGGCUUUGGCUGCAGACGAGGCGAAUACCUAUAAUCGCGGCAUGAAGUUGAACGAGGCCAAGAAACUCAAGAGAGUCCAGUUGGCACACCAGGCUGCGAUUGAGGCCGAAGAGUCGGCGAAGCUCCUGGACAAUGUUGCCCGGAUAUUGAUGAACAACUCGCAACCUGCCAUUGCCCAACCAACCCCAACACCUACGAUAGUCAACAACAGCCGACCCAAGCAACCAAAGAAGCGCAAGAGGGAGUCUGUCAUCGAGGCCGAUGCGACGAAACCAGAGUCGCAGAUCAAGCGGAUGAAGAACGAGACUCCUGUCCCUACUCCGCAGCUAAAUCUUCAACCACACCAGAGAACGGCAGUGCCUACACCUGUCUUGCAUUCUACAACCCCCAUCCCUCUCCCCAUUCACGCCCAAGAUCACUCCAGCGCUGCCAAAUCUAGUGCCUCAGUCGCUUCGGCGACAUCUCCCGCCCCAAGCAGCAUCGCCGGUAGUUCCAGUGCGGCUCCUCCAGUUCCGCCCAUAAAGCUACCACCCGCUGAGACCCCGAUCCCGCCGCCGUUACGGUCGCCCAGAAAGUCUACAACUCCGAUUCUUCCUCCUGUUAGAGAGACUAGGAAGACGCAAAUGACUCGCACCCAAGAGCAGCAGCAACAACAACCGACAACACAACCGCAACCGCAAUCACUGCAACAGCAGCAGCCGCCGCCGCCGCAACCGCUGCCGCAGCAAAACCAACCACAACAGAAACAACAACUACAGGUGCAGCAACAGCAAAAGGAAAUACAAAGUGCGUCUCGUGUAACAACUCCAGCUGCAGAUGUACCCAGUCACACACCAGAUCAAGAGGAACUAGCAGUAUCCACAACGGUUACUGCGCCUCCCAGUGUGGCAUCAACCACAUCUAUUCGUCGCAAGGCUUCUAGUUUAGAACCCCAGGCUUCUCUUGCAUCAGAACGCCCUCGUCGCACAAGUACUGCCCGGAACACCCCUGCACCAGACAAGGCUCCGGCAGAGACGACCACAACCACACGGACGACCGGAAAGCGAACCAAAAGACCAGCGCCAGGUGUUAUUAGUCGGACUGUGAGCGGCGGCAAUAGUGCUGUUGGGAAACGAAAAGCCGCGCCGAAGAAGAGCGCCCGCACCGGGAAGGGUAAGGACAAGGCAGCUGUGGAAGGUCGACAAACAGCGGCGGCAGUAGCAGCAAUGACAGCCGCCGCCGGAGCCAAAAACGAGAUGGAAGUUGAGGUGGAUGACGAGGGAAACGUGAUCGAUCCCGACGAGCCGAGGUACUGCCUAUGCAACCGUGUGAGCUUUGGGAUAAUGAUUCAAUGUGAUAACAUCGAUGUGAGUAAACAACCCAACAAGAAGAAGAAGUCAGCAUCAAAAAAAUCCGGCAAGGCCGCAGCAAGUCGAGGUUCGGCAACUUCUACGUCUACUAUGUCCAUUUCCACAAGGUCAAAGACCGACGAAAAAGGUCUCAGGCGAAAACAGGAAACAAAGGAGGAUGUGCAUGAAGAAGAACAGGACGAAGAGCAAGCGCCCAACAAGGAAAAUGCAGAAGAAAACGCAGAGAGCUAUCCCUCUCAGACGGGAAAGAAGAGGGUGAGAAUCGCCCGGAGCCAGUGCUCGAACAAUUCCGAAGACAAAGAGGAUGGAGAGAUUUGGGGAGGGAAUCAGAACAACCAAAAGAGACACAAGGCUAACGAUGUUGUCAAUCCACAGAAAUGCCAGCAGGAAUGGUUCCAUCUCGAAUGCGUAGGACUCACCGCGAUUCCGGCGAGGACGACGAAGUGGUAUUGUCCCGACUGUCGCAAGGCGCUCAACAUUGGCGAGAAGGGCGAAGUCAGUGCUAGAGGCAUCAAGGCCUAGAGAACUGAGGCGUUAGUGCCUAC
Molecule: messenger RNA, 3148 nt
Organism: Neurospora hispaniola
Lineage: Eukaryota; Fungi; Ascomycota; Sordariomycetes; Sordariales; Sordariaceae
Exons: 1
Coding region: 84-3125 (1013 amino acids)
Biological process (GO): regulation of DNA-templated transcription
Cellular component (GO): nucleus; histone acetyltransferase complex
Molecular function (GO): histone acetyltransferase activity
Source: RefSeq, a predicted model, not a curated record